AUGACAGAUUCGGACGAGCUGCGGGAUGCCCUGAAGGCUGACCAGGGCCCCUCACAGGACAUCCCAAAGCCGUGGGUGUUUCCAGCCCCCAAAGGGAUCCUGCAGCACAUCUUUGGGACCAGCCAGGUGUUCCAAAGCAUCUGUGAUGUAAAACCAAAGGUCACGGGGUUAACAGUGCCCCUCAAAGUCAGGGAGUACUACUCCAGAGGCCAGCAGUGCUUGGAGCAGGCAGACUGGGAGACAGCUGUGCUGUUCUUCUCCCGCGCACUCCACCUGGACCCACAGCUGGUGGACUUCUAUGCCUUGCGGGCCGAGGCCUACCUCCAGCUCUGUGACUUCUCCUCGGCUGCCCAGAACCUGCGAAGGGCCUACUCCUUACAGCAGGACAACUGCAAGCACCUGGAGCGCCUCACCUUUGCGCUUUACCUACAGGGACAAUGCCUUUUUGAGCAGUGUGCCUUCCUGGAUGCCCUGAAUGUCUUCUCACAUGCUGCUGAGCUCCAGCCUGAGAAACCAUGCUUCCGUUACCGAUGCAUGGCCUGUCUCCUGGCCCUCAAGCGGCAUCAGGCCUGCCUCUCGCUCAUCACCAAGGAGCUGAAGCAGGACACCACCAACGCCGAUGUCUACAUCCUCCGGGCCAGACUCUACAACUUUCUCCAGAAGCCCCACCUCUGCUACCGCGAUCUGCACGGCGCCUUGCUGUUGAAUCCCAAGCACCCGCAGGCCAGGAUGCUGCUCCAGAAGAUGGUGGCCCAGGCCCAGCAGGCGCGCCAAGACGCGGGGUUCCUGGCUGUGCAGGGCAAGCUGCAGCACGCACUGCAGCGGAUCAACUAUGCCAUUGAGAACAACCCUCUGGACCCCAGUCUCUUCCUCUUCCGGGGCACCAUGUACCGACGGCUCCAGGAGUUUGAUGGGGCAGUGGAGGACUUCCUGAAGGUGCUGGACAUGGUGACCGAGGACCAGGAGGACAUGGUGCGGCAGGCGCAGCGCCAGCUGUUGCUGACCUACAACGACUUUGCUGUGCACUGCUACAGGCAGGGCGCCUACCAGGAGGGCGUGCUGCUGCUGAAUAAGGCCCUCCGGGAUGAGCAGCAGGAGAAAGGACUCUACAUCAACCGAGGUGAUUGCUUCUUCCAGCUGGGCAACCUGGCCUUUGCCGAGGCAGACUACCAGCAGGCGCUGGCGCUGAGCCCGCAGGACGAGGGCGCCAACACGCGCAUGGGCCUGCUGCAGGAGAAGAUGGGCUUCUGCGAGCAGAGGCGCAGGCAGUUCCAGAAGGCAGAGGACCACUUCUCCACGGCCAUCCGGCACAACCCCCAGAAGGCCCAGUACUACCUGUACCGGGCCAAGAGCCGGCAGCUGCUGCAGAACAUUUUUGGGGCCCGCCAGGAUGUGGCCACUGUCCUGCUCCUCAACCCCAAGCAACCAAAGCUGUCCCUGCUGAUGACCAACCUCUUCCCGGGCAUGUCGGUGGAGGAGGUGCUUAGCACCCAGAUAGCCCACCUGGCCAGGCUGCAGCUGGAGAGGAUGGUGAAGGGCAGCCUACGGGCCGGCAGCCCACAAGGCGUUGUGGGGAUGCUUAAGCAGCAGGAGUUGGAGUGCCAGAAGGCCUUGGCCCUGCAGCGCUCAUGGAAGCAGGGGGAGCCUUUGAUUGCGACCUCUGAGGAGCUGAAGGCCACCCCUGAGAUUCUGCAGGUAGAAUUGGGAAGCUCAGAGGGAGAGGCUGAGGCCCCCGAGGAGGAGGAAGAAAAGGAGAAGGAGAAAAAAGAGGAGAAAAAACCAGAGCUCACACCUAGCAAGGUGAUGUCCCUGUCUGACAGCUACCUUGACCAGACCUCCUCAGCCUCCAGCAUGAGCUUCAGGACCACAUGCACCUCAGAGACUGAGACGUCGGCUAUCUGCCAGGAAUACAGGAGCACCUCAGCCACCGCCGUGACAUUCUCUGACUCGUCACUGCUGAAGACGCAAUCCUCAGACUCUGGGAACAACAGGGAGGCACUGAGCCAUGGUCCCAGAAAAAUCAAGGCCACCCAGGGCCAGAGGCAGAGCCUUAGCAAGACCGAGGCCACCCAGAGCCAGAGGCGGAACUCCAGCAAGACCAAAGCCACCCAGAGCCAGAGGCGGAACUCCAGCAAGACCAAAGCCACCCAGAGCCAGAGGCGGAACUCCAGCAAGACCAAGACCACCCGGAGCCCAAGGCAGAGGCCCAGAAAGGUCAAGGCUGCUUGUGGCCGGAGCUGGAGACCCAGCAAGGUUGAUGCCACCCAGGGCCAAAGCAGGGGACUGCUCCAAAGUUCCACCAAGACUGAGGCUUUCUAUGACUCAAACUGGAGCCUCAGCAAGACUAAGGAUGCCCAAGGCCAGGGCCAGAGGCCCAGCAAGGCUGAGGCUGCCCAGGGCAAGAGCCAGGGCAUGAGCUCAACUUCCAGCAAGGCCAAGUCCACCUGGGGACCCAGUCCAAGUCUCAGCAAAACUGAGGUUGAGCAGGACCUCACCUAUUAUGAAGCUGUCUGAAGGGACCAUCCAGCCCCUCACCUCUUGCUGGGGAGGGGAGCAGUUCUACCCACCCCCCACACUGGCACUCAGCCAGCUGCCUCCUUCCAGAGCAAUUAAAAGUUUUAGCAACAGUC
Symphalangus syndactylus (siamang) is the source of this 2630-nucleotide messenger RNA. It is a transcript of the gene TTC16, whose product is annotated as tetratricopeptide repeat domain 16. Gene Ontology annotation, molecular function: protein binding. Lineage: Eukaryota; Metazoa; Chordata; Mammalia; Primates; Hylobatidae. The record is from RefSeq and is a predicted model, not a curated record.